CUCACACUCGCCUGCCUGACGACGCGGCAUUUAGUCGACGCGAGCGAAUCGCACGGAUCGAACCUAAAACCAGAGCGGAUUUUAAGCAUUAACGUCACUAAUUGACAAAAAAUGGUCAGCGAGAAGGAAAAGAAGGCUUUACUGAACAUUCUACGACUAUAUAGAGACCGGCCGUGUCUGUGGGAUCACUCUAUCAAAGCAUACGCGAACAAGCAUCUCCGUCAAGAAGCAUAUUUAGAGCUGCUCUCGAUUUAUCGGUGCUUCGACGAUGGCGUGACGAUGCCGCUCCUCAAGAAGAAAAUAUCGAAUAUGCGCACUAACUAUAUACGGGAAUUGAAGAAGGUAAUCUACGCGAAGAAAAAUGGCCAGGAAUAUGUGCCGACCCUCUGGUACUACUACGAAAUGGCCUUCAUAAAGGACAAACAUAAGCCCAGGAACGAGUUAGACUACGAAGAUACUGAGGGUAUAGAUAGGAGCGAGUGGGAAAGUGAGGAGAGCGUCUCAGCCAACGACGAAACAAGCGAAGCACUGGAAACUACCAAAUCCAGCGUAUUCGUCGAAGAGUUCGCUUCAGAACAGAAGUUCCCCUUCGUCACCACUACCACUAUACCCACUCCCAGCUCCAGUAAAGAAAGAGUCGAGAAGCCUCCCAAGCCCACCAAGAGGCGCAGAGAAUCUAGAGACUCGAGUAAUAAUCUUGACGAGGCAGAAUGCGACAGUUUUGGUCGCAGCGUGGCAGUCCAGCUUAGGAAGAUGUACGUAGAGAAUGCUCUACUAGCGCAGUCCAGAAUACAGAGUAUACUUACUGAAAUAGGCAUAUCUGACCAUAGACAAAAAGCUGCAGAGAAGCAGAUAAAGUAUGUGGAUUAACCAAAGACCUUUUAAGACGUAGUUAUAAACUGUUCCUAAAAAUGUUUGAAUUUGACAAUAUACUUUGUUUACUUACAUUUUAAAUACGUAUUACGUAAGUACUUAAUAUUUACCAAAGAGUAAUAAACUCCGGGUUCUUACUAGUUACUUUUGUAAACACUCAAAAAAUAAAAGAAGUUGUAAGUAUUAGAUAUAAAUUAUAAUAAUAUGAAUCUCGUCAAAUAGAGAGAAAUUCGGUCAUUGACCUUAGAUAUUAGAUAACUGCUUGUCGCGCAUGAAAUUUUAGCAUCCGGCUGAUCCGGCUUUCGUCACGUGACACGUGUGCAUGGAAAAGGUCUCUAGUACCAAAAUAUUAUACCAAUUCU
Molecule: messenger RNA, 1235 nt
Organism: Aricia agestis (brown argus)
Lineage: Eukaryota; Metazoa; Arthropoda; Insecta; Lepidoptera; Lycaenidae
Exons: 3
Coding region: 112-870 (252 amino acids)
Source: RefSeq, a predicted model, not a curated record